Messenger RNA from Protopolystoma xenopodis, 828 nucleotides. The record is from the annotation of a GenBank genome assembly. NCBI's taxonomy places the organism in Eukaryota, Metazoa, Platyhelminthes, Monogenea, Polystomatidea, Polystomatidae.
AUGUCGGGACACUUAACUAAAACUCCUCUUCUCACCAUCAAACUUGAUGGUCUCAGAUUUCCGCCAUUUGUCUGCUCGCCUCGGCAAAGUCGACUCAGCAAGGAUGUUCCGCUGCACUCAACCCGCUUCUACGAUAGCGGAAGAGCGAAGACAGAGGCGAAUACAUCUUGCCCUGUGUGUCGCCAUGGCGACCGGACUCCGCCGCCGGUCUGCCCUACAGACAGAAGAAGGCCAAUUAGGCGAGUCUAUUUGGCCAGAAUUGGUUCCCUGUUACGAGGCCCUGCGGCAAGGCUGGUGGUCGACAGGGACGAUUCGAGGUGGCGUGGUGGCUGUACUUUUGAUGAAUUGGCGCGGCUGCGAGUCCCGCCUUUCGUCCGCGUACCCUCGGCACCGUUGCAGGCUGGCGAAAAGUGCACAAUCCGUUCGCUGUUGCCACCUGAUAAGUUUUCGUUUCUCAUUCCUCCCUCUACGACCUUGCGCCUAGCGACCGGUUUACACGUACGGCGGUACCGUAAACUAGAUCAUACCCCUCUUCCCACUGUCACACACACACAUACACAUACACACCAACAAAACCCCAGAGGCGGGCUGAACUCGAUCGCGAAUCCCAAACCUGGGACGCGUCUGCCGAACAAAAUUUCAACCUCGCCUGAGUCCGAGCAGCCGCCCUCAAAACUUCCGCCAACCGGCACUGGCUUGGCCCCUCCUCGUUUCCGGAUCGCCGAUGGUGACGGUCCGUCUCGAGUGCCUUCAACUCAAUCUGGCCUACGCGACGAACACGAAAGCAGAAGGAGCGAGAGACGAAGAGACAAAGAGAGAAGAAGAUAA